AUCCUGCAUAUGUGUUCUUGCUAUAGGUGUGCACGCUCCAGGCUGGCCUGACAAAUAAAGCAACAAUUGCAGAAGAGGGUGUUCAUCUUUCUGUAUAGCAGAAGAAUUCUACAAGCUCAGCAGCAGUAUUACAGCUGAAGCAAGCAGCAGAACAAUGCCACCUGCAAGACAACUUCUUACCUGAUAGGAGGGCUGUCUUGUGUACAAACUGGCUUCUGUUGAAGGUGCUAGGCUGGAUCACAUUAGCACUUAAUGUGCAGGACACCUAUCUCUAACAAAUUGCUCAUCCAAGAUAUGUAUAGAGUUUUUUUUUUAAGUGGGCCAGUAGUUUGAAUGAUGACCUUGGACUGCAAAUUUUAACUAGCCUUCUGAAACCAAUGGAAAUGUACUAGUGACACAUUCAAUAACUACAGUGCCUGUUCAGUGAAAACCUGUUUGUUUAGCUUAAAUAAGAGUAAAAAGUCUAGUCUCUGCACAGCUCUGUGGGUUUUUGUGCAUAUUGCAAAACCACUUAAUUGACAGGCUGCUUAGGAAAGGCAUAGGGCUGGGGCAGCACAGGCUGUUGCAAGUCAGGAUUUUAGUGUGAGGAGGAAAUAAAGCACUCCACAUAAUACCAGUCCUCAGCAGGAACGGUACAUUACCUUCCAAAGCAUCUGCUCACAGCCCUGGCUAACCAGUACCUCCUUUGCAAAUACCAAUUUGAUUUGAACAAUUGAUAGUUAAUUAUGCUGUGCCUUUGUAUUCAGGCUGGCCCUAUCAUCUUUAUCACAGUUGAGUUUGCUGAAGCAUUUAUCAAGUGGCUAUUCUCUGCUGUGAUUAUAUUAUCUGAGUAAUUAUAGGGAGGGUGUAUAAUAAGCCCUAGCUCUUACAUAGGGCUUUUAUCAGUAAAUUUCAAAACCUCUUACAAAGGAGGUCAGAGGUGAAGUAACUUGCUCAAGGCCACCUAGCAGGCUACUGGCUAAUCUGGGAAUAGAAACCAGAGCUGUCCACUAGGCAACACUACCUCUUUAGCUGGAAAUGUUCUAUGCGUGAAAUAAGUCCAUGAGUCUGAUUAAUUUCUGUAAAAAGUUACUUUGAUUAUAAUAUGGAAGCUUUAUAGUUUUAUUGCUGUGUCCACCUUGCUACCGAAGAGCAGUGUUUUGGUGCCAUCUUUUCAGAUAACACUUUGCCUUUACCACUCUUCUGUUUUGCUGUAAUACUGUACAUAGUUCUUGUUUUAAACAUCUUUCUAGCAAUACAAAUGUGACAACUGCCUUGCAUAGAUAGCAUUUGUUAAGAACUCUUUAAUUGUAAAUUGUGGGUGAAGCUACUGUAGAUUAGUAGUGUUGGGAACUGUUUGGUUAAAAGUAAAAUAGCCAACAGGAGUGUCUUCUCAAAGAGCAGGAUACCUCUUUAAGGGAUAUGAGCACCUGGUUUAUAAAGGCCACAAAAGCUAGGCCAGGAAUCUCUUAUCACCCUUUCUCCAGAAAGACACCUCAGUUUUAACCUUGCACAAAGAAUGCUAGACGUACUCUAGUUGAAAAGUGUGGGUUUUUUUUUUGUUGUUCUUUUAGUAGGCACUCUAAAGUCUGUUUAAUGUUAAGGAAAUACGUAAAAAUGGGAAUUUUUGUUGAUUACUUCUACAGGUUUCUACUACAGUGGUUAGAACCUUUCUAAUUCCUUAAAUGCCUAAGGUGGUGUAAACUCUUUUUGUGAUGGUCAUUUGCAAACACUUUAUCUACAUGCAAGUAUGUAAUGCAAUAACUUUCUUAUAGCACUGUUACAUAACAUCUCACUAUUCAUGUAUGAAUAUAAAAUCAAGUAAUCUUGUUAUAACUGGUUACGACUACAAGAAGCUAUUUGACUAUAAAAUGUUUAUAUUAAUUAGGUAUCUGGCAGUGCUUAAGAAACUUUCUUACCAACCUCUGAGAAAAGAACCACAUAUUCAAGUAUUUAGACUACGCUGCCUUUGACCAUUUUAAGUUUAGACUCUGUUUAAGAAUUACCUAAAUUUAAAAAGACUAUUUGAAAGCAGAGCAAAUUUUAAAUAGAAAUGGGUUUGGAGCAAUUUGAAACAAAUUCAGGUAUUAAACCUUGAUGAAUAUCUCCAAAUGAGCUAAAUAGUUGACUGUCAAUGGCACUGUUUUCCAUCAGAGACAAAAGCUAUAUAACCAGGAUGUUGAAGAUUUACAACUUUGCUGUGUAUGUAUUAUCAGGUUGCAUAUUCAUGAAAUGAAGAUACAACUAGGACCAUCCUAUAAAGGUGUUGAGCUGGUAAAAGUGACAAGAGCUGAUAUUUGGAUCCUGCCAAGCCCCUGAAAGAGAGGGGUCUUCCACCUUGAGUGAGACUAUGGAAGACUCUCUGAAUUGAGAUACCAACUCAACACACUCCUGUUCAUUUCAUCUCCAAACAAGCAAAAGGUAAACAAGCCAUCACACACCAUGGAGAAGAACCAACUCCUUAUUCCAGCACUGUUUCUGCAAUGUGAUGACACCACCAAGACUUCAGCAUCAUUGCCACAUUUACUGCACUGGGGACCUCCUGAAGCAGGUCCAGCUGGGCAGGCUCUUCUCAGAUGACAAACACUUCGUUGACAUGCCGUUGCGGGAGUCUCCAGAACUAGUUCUGAAGAAGUUUCAGCAGCUAGUGAAUGUGACUCCAGGGGGGAUAUUGUCCAAAGAGCAGCUGCAACAGUUUGUGAGCUCAUCCUUCAAUGACCCUGGACAAGAGUUUGAGCAAUGGGAACCUCAGGACUGGACGAGCAGCCCCCAGAUUUUAGCCAAGAUUUCUGACCAGAAACUCCAGGCAUGGGCAUCGGAUCUGAAUGCCAAGUGGAAAUCCCUAGGGAGAAAGAUCAAAGAUGACGUUAGGACUCACCCGAUGUUUUACUCUCAGAUUUAUGUGCCGCACCCUGUGAUAGUGCCCGGUGGCAGGUUCAUUGAAUAUUACUACUGGGAUUCCUACUGGGUGAUUGAAGGGCUGCUCCUCUCUGAAAUGGCAGCCACAGCCAAGGGGAUGAUACAGAACUUCCUGUAUCUGGUGGAAAGGUAUGGGCACAUCCCGAAUGGAGGGCGAGUCUAUUACCUAUGCCGGAGCCAGCCACCUUUCCUCACUCUGAUGAUGGAUGCCUACCUGGUCCAUGCCAAUGACACAGAGUUUCUCAGGGAGAAUAUCCAUCUGCUGGAGGUAGAGUACGAGUUCUGGCAGAGGAAUCGGUCUGUGAGCAUCACAGUUGGGGACAGGAAUCAUACUCUGAACUACUACAAUGUCCAGAUCGGGGAGCCCAGACCAGAGUCCUACAGUAAAGACUGGGAGUUGGCAAGUGACUUAAAUGAAGAUGCCAGGCAGGAGCUCUGGGCAGAGCUAAAAUCAGCAGCAGAGUCAGGCUGGGACUUUUCCUCUCGCUGGUUCCUUUCCUGGCCCCCCCCACUCCCUGCGACACUGAAGGAUACCAAAGCCAGGGCUGUAGUGCCAGUGGAUCUGAAUGCCUUUCUGUGCAAGACCGAGCACCUGCUGGCCUCAUUCUACAGGAUACUGGGAAACACCACGAAGGCUGCCCAGUUCCAGGCCGCUCUGGAGUGCAGGCUCGAGGCUGUCCAAGCUGUCCUCUGGAAUGAGGCUGCUGGAGUCUGGCUGGACUUCAACCUCCUGAAGAAGCAGCCAAACCCAGCCUUCUACCCCUCCAACCUGGCACCCCUAUGGACUGACUGCUUCUCAGACCAGGCUGCAGCUGAGAGGGCAGUGCGGUACUUAGAGGGGAGCACAGUGCUGUCCUACAAGAAUGGGCUCCCUACCUCACUAUUCAGGACUGGGGAGCAGUGGGAUCUGCCCAAUGCCUGGCCUCCACUGCAGCAUAUGGUGAUUGCAGGUUUGGCCAAGUCCAGCUCCUCGAGAGCCAAAGAAAUUGCCUUUGACCUGGCCCAGAACUGGGUCAGAACCAACUUUGCCUUAUAUAAGAAGUACCAGGCCAUGUUUGAGAAGUACAACGUGGAUGGAGAUGGGAAGCCAGGGACAGGAGGGGAGUACCAAGUCCAGGAGGGAUUUGGCUGGACCAAUGGUGUAGUCCUGCAGCUCUUGGAUCUCUAUGGCGACCGCCUGACUUCUGGCUCCCCCUCUACCCUCUUCAGGGCCUGGAUUGUUGCUGCUUGUCUCAUCGUCCUUGACCUGAAAUGGUAGGGGAAGUGGUUUGGGCUCCCAGCCCAUUAUGUACUGAACAGUACCUUGGCCUUGUAACCAGUUAGGGAAGUGUGUGUGUGGGUGGUUGGGGGAGGGGAGGCAUUCAUCGGGGCAGCCACCUCUUUCUCUAUCUGCUGGGACAGCGAAGCAGCCACAGGUGAACAAUAGCUGUUACUAAAGCCCUGUGCAUGCAGCCCUACUGAGCCCCCUACCUGCAAUUCUCUCAUGCUUUUGCUGUUUCAUUAAACUGGUUGUUGCUGUCAUGCCUGCCUUGGUGGUUACUGGGAUAAAUGGGGCCUGAUUCUGGUGGAGGUCUGUGCUGAGGCCCCACAUCCCCUAGUCUCAGGACAGAGUGUAGAUGUAGGGGCUGGGCGUAAUGGUCCCUGAUCCCCCUGGUGUUGAUAGCCAUUGCACAGGUGACAUCCCUGAGAGUGUGUUUGUUGUUUAUCCCCCAGGGGCCCAGCUCAUUGCCCACCACCGAUCCUUUUAUCCCUUCAUUCUCACAUUCCCUUUGUGCCACCCAUCCACAUCCCCCUCAUUCAGAGAGAUGUAUAAAUAGUUCAACUUGUAGAGUU
Messenger RNA from Chelonoidis abingdonii (Abingdon island giant tortoise), 4731 nucleotides. RefSeq names its product trehalase (gene TREH). The record is from RefSeq and is a predicted model, not a curated record. NCBI's taxonomy places the organism in Eukaryota, Metazoa, Chordata, Testudines, Testudinidae. Gene Ontology annotation, biological process: trehalose catabolic process. Gene Ontology annotation, molecular function: alpha,alpha-trehalase activity.